Molecule: messenger RNA, 4521 nt
Organism: Mycosarcoma maydis (corn smut)
Lineage: Eukaryota; Fungi; Basidiomycota; Ustilaginomycetes; Ustilaginales
Exons: 1
Coding region: 1-4521 (1506 amino acids)
Biological process (GO): Golgi to endosome transport; protein targeting to vacuole; Golgi to vacuole transport
Cellular component (GO): membrane; Golgi apparatus
Molecular function (GO): protein binding
Source: RefSeq, a predicted model, not a curated record
AUGUCUACAAUACCUCUCCGGCAUAGUAGAAGGCAGUGGCUUCCGCUUUUUCUCCUCUAUCUUGUAUCGACUCUUAUCAUUCUCCCUGCAGCAACGUUGGCAGCGGAUGCAGGCGUCAAAGUUUCCCGCUUUGCACAUCUUCCCUCCAAGGUCAGCUACUUUGACGACAGCUCCGUCGUGCUCUAUCAUGACGCUACUGCAGGCGUUGUCUAUCGCUCAGAAGAUGAAGGCAAGACGUGGUCUCCUGUCUCUGGCUCUUCCUCGGGCAAGGCAGCCAUGCUCGUGCCUCAUCCUUACGACAAGAAGCAGGCUUUCAUCCUCUCGCGCGAGUUGACCCAUUGGCGCUCCACUGAUCGCGGCAAGACUUGGCAAGAAUUUCUCACACCUGAACCACCAGCCACGCGUGCUGGUCCGCCCAUGGAAUUCCAUGCCGAUGAGAAGCACUGGGACUGGAUCAUCUUUACCGGCAAAAAAUGCUCCAUGUGGACACCCUGGGGAGGCAGAAUUUGUCACGACGAAGCCUACUACACCACCAACGCCUUUGCCACGAAUCCGCCUAGAUUGCUCGAGUUUGUCAUGCAUUGCAAUUGGGCCAAGGCAACACCCGAAAUGCAGACAAGCACGGAUGCUCUCGAGCGCAUCUUUUGCAUAGCUUGGGAAGAUGCGCAGGAGCAAAGACGCUCCAUGGUGGCAGGAGGCACAGGUGGAUCCACCAGGCUCUUCCAGUCGGAUGACUUUUUCAAGUCGAGAAAGAUGGUUGAGCUCGAUAUGGGCCGCAACGCUCGGCAAUUCGCCGGACUCGGGCCUUCGAAACGAUUUCUCGUAACAGCGCUCCGCGAUUCUCAGGGUAGUUCGUCAAAAGCUGGCACCGAAAUGGCGCUCUUUGUGACAAAAGAUGGUGUCAAGUGGGAAAAGGCCAAGUUCCCACACGGUUCCGAGCUGCGCGAGAACGCCUACACAGUAGUAGACAGCACCUCACAUUCGAUCAUGAUCGAUGUCGUCGACUCGGUCUACGACAAUACCGGUGUACUCUUCACCAGCGACAGCACAGGUACGCAGUUUGUAGAGUCGCUACGUGGCACACGUCGAACGCCGCAAGGGUUGGUCGACUUUGAGCAUCUGGUCAAGAUCGACGGUGUCGGCAUCGCCAACGUGCAAUCGGAAGCCGAGGGCGGGGUGCGCUCCAUGAUCACUUUUGACGAUGGCAGCAGCUGGCAUACGCUCAAACCACCCGCUGAGGACGACAAGGGUAAACGCAUCGACUGCGAUCCCAGUGAUGCCGAAAAUUGUGCUUUGCAUCUCUGGUCCGUCUCGGGCAAGACAAAUGUCGGCAAGCUCUUUUCCUCGGUCGCCCCGGGCUUUGUUAUGGGCGUCGGGACCAUCGGCAAAGGCUUGAAGAACUACGACGAGUGCGACACCUUUCUCAGCAUCGAUGCAGGGCGCACAUGGAAAAUGGUCUCGCGCGACGCGCACAAGUACGAGUUUGGUGACCAGGGCUCGGUGCUCGUCAUGGUGGACGACGAAGAUGUUACAGACCACGUUUCCUACUCGACCAACUUUGGCAAGACAUGGAACAAACUGAGCCUGGGCGUCACGAUGCGCGCCAAAGUUCUCACCACGAUUCCGGAUAGCACCUCGCUCAAGUUCUUGCUCGUCGGCAGUCAGACGAGAAAGCAGGCAGGUGGAAAGGAUCGCAACGUCGUCAUCUUUCUCGACUUUGCAGAGAUGAAGAAGAGCAAAUGUAGGGAAAGCGACAUGGAAAAGUGGUACGUGCAGGCUGCUGCGGAGGGAAGCUGUCUCAUGGGUCACAAACAGUGGUACAAGCGCAGAAAGCCGGACGCAGACUGUUUCAUUCAAGACAAGUUUCACGAUCCUGAGGACAAGGAGGAUCCGUGUCCCUGCACCGAUGCUGACUACGAAUGCGAUUUCGGCUUUGUACGCGACAAGCAAGGCGAGUGUGUGGCGACAGGCAACGAGCAUAUUCCGGAAGGCGCUUGUGCCAAGCCUAGCGAUACGUAUCUGGGGUCGUCCGGAUAUCGCAAAGUGCCAGGUAACACGUGCGAUGCCGGAAAGGGCAUUCGCAAGGAUGAAAAGACGCAAAAGUCGUGCAGCGGCAAGAAUAUGCCUCAAAAAGGCAGCGUGCUGCACAAGUCUUUCACAUUUCCUUCACUCGUGGUUGACAAGAUGUACUUUCCGGAAUCGUCAAGCGUGCUCGUACAGCUCGCCGACGGCACGGUGUUUCAAUCGCUCAACGACGGAUACUCGUGGAAACAGCUCAAUGGAGAUGGAGCGCCGUCAUCUGCGGAAGACCGAUUCCUGACCAUGGCGCUCCAUGCGUACGACCCGAAGCGCGGCUACUUGAUCACGGCAGGCCAGCGUGUCUACUAUACGACGAAUCAGGGCGCGAGCUGGAGCUGGUUCUCUGUACCGCUUCCGGCCAACGGUCUGGGAAUCAACAUCCUCGACUUCCACCCAGACCGGUCGGACUGGCUGAUCUGGACGGGCAGUCGCGACUGCACCUUUUCCACCGCCAAGCAGUGCCAUGCGGAAGCUUGGUAUUCGGUCAGCAACGGCGCCAAGUGGGAAAAGAUCGACUCGUACGUGCGCACAUGCUCGUGGGCGCGUGACAAAAAGCUCAAGAUGGACGCUCGCGCCAUCUUUUGCGAGAGCUACCAGGACAAGAAGGGCAACCAGCGCGAGUUUACCGCUGCCAAUCGACUUGAGCUGAUCCGCGGCGACGAGUUUUACCGCAAGCGCACACGCGUGUUCGAUGCCGUUGUUGGGUUUGCCGUGUUUGAGCAGUACCUGGUAGUGGCCGAGUAUGUGACGACGUCUUCGGCACCCGGUCUGCAACUGCACGUUUCGCUCAAUGGGCGCGACUUUGCACCGAUCCACUUCCCGCCCGGUAUGCAGCUGGGCACGCGCGCGUAUACAGUGCUCGACUCGGUCACGGACGCGAUUUUCUUGCACUUUACAACGCACUCGGAGGCAGGAUCUGAGUGGGGAACGCUGCUCAAGAGCAACUCGAAUGGCACGUUCUACACGCAGUCGCUCGACUUUGUCAACCGCAACGACAAGGGAUUCGUCGACUUUGAAAAGAUGAUGGGUCUAGAUGGUGUGGCGAUUGUCAAUGUUGUGAGUAAUCCAGACGACGCCUCGGUCUCGAGGCAGAAAGAUCUGGUGACGCGCAUAACGCACAACGAUGGUGGUCGAUGGAAGUCACUGGUGCCACCGAGUCGCGAUGUGUACGGCCAACCGUACGAAUGCAACAAGGUGGGAUGUGACUUGCAUCUGCACGGCUUUACCGAGCGCGACGACCCUAGAGACACGUACAGCAGCCCGUCGGCGGUUGGUCUGAUGAUGGGCGUCGGCAAUGUGGGUCGCAAGCUAGCACCGUACCGCGACUCUGACACGUUUCUGACGCGCGAUGGCGGAUUUAGCUGGGAAGAAGUGCACAAAGAUGCGCACAAAUGGGAAUUUGGCGACCAGGGUUCCAUCAUUGUUCUGGUCAACGACGAGCAAGCGACGGAUAGCGUGCUGUACUCGCUCAACGAAGGUGUCACGUGGGAAUCGUAUACAUUCGGCGAAAGGAUGCGCAUCUCGCAGAUCGUCACAGUGCCAGAGGACACGCAUCGACGCUUCAUUCUUGUGGGUACGCCUUCUGGGUCGGCGACCAAGAGCGUAGCGAUCUAUCUGGAUUUCUCAGCGCUCGAAUCUCGCAAAUGCGUGCUCAACGUGGCGAAACCGGAGGCGGACGAUUUCGAGCUUUGGUCGCCGAGUGAAGAGCGUGCCGAGCAGUGUCUAUUUGGACGUCAGACGUACUACUAUCGACGCAAGCGACGAGCCGACUGCUAUGUGGGCGAGAAGAUUGUCCAGCCUCAUUCAGUGAGCCGCAACUGCUCGUGUACCGAGGCGGAUUUCGAGUGCGAGUUUAAUCACUAUCGCGAUGCGAAAGGCACGUGCGUGCUGUAUCCAGGCGUUUCGCCCUUGUCGACGGACGCGGCGAGUCAGUGCUGGGCAGCAGACAGCGACGGAUACUGGUACGAGAGGACAAAUGUUCGCAAGAUUCCUUAUUCUUGGUGUACGCAAGGAAGCCGACCGGAUCGAGGCACCAGGCAUGUUUGCAGCAACAAUCUGCGCGCUCACGGAUUCCUGUGGUGGUUCUUCGUGAUUGGAUGCGCGUUUGGCUUGGCGGGGCUAGUGGGAUACUGGUGGGCCAAGAAGCAGUCGAGUCGACCUGGGUAUGGCAGUUCGGGACGUAUCCGCCUACCGGACGCGUCGAACCGACUGUAUGGACGCGACUCGGAACUGGUACAGAAUCUGGCAUCGGUGCCAAGAUUUGUGCUUGGCGCAGCAAGUGCGGGCUUUGCGCGGUUCAGAGAGAUAGCAUCGGAUCGCAUUCCAUUCGUGCGCAACCGGCUCGACCGAUCCAGAGGAGCUUACGGUGGAUACCGGCAUCUGUCGACCGACGAAGAUGCUGCCAUGCUCCCCGACUUUGAAGAGGAAGAAUUCGAGCGUUAG